Messenger RNA from Drosophila kikkawai, 2454 nucleotides. RefSeq names its product arrestin domain-containing protein 17. Gene Ontology annotation, cellular component: cytoplasm. Gene Ontology annotation, biological process: protein transport. The record is from RefSeq and is a predicted model, not a curated record. Lineage: Eukaryota; Metazoa; Arthropoda; Insecta; Diptera; Drosophilidae.
UAUAGAAAAACAAACAAGCCAAGCACGUGUGCGUGACUCUCCGUUGAGCGGCCUUCUUUCUCUCUCGCUCUCUGGGGGUUGUUGUUUUUAUGGCCGCUUAAGCUGCGAGUCCUGUCGGCUUCGUGCGAGCAGCGUAUAUAUCCUGCGCUCGGCUGGGGGCUUGGACCCCAGCGACGAUGAUGGCAUGCGGAUAGAGCAAAUCCGACACGAACGGCUGCUGGACGUGUUUGCGGCUGUGAAGCGAACCGACAAGAGAACGAACGAGCGGAGCCUCAAGCCAGAAAUUGUAGCGGAAGGCGGACGACAAAGGACCAAGGGGCUGAGACAGACGACAGACAGCAGAGGAGGAACGCAAAAACGGCUGAAAUAAUUAAUAUUCCUCACCCGUGUUAAUGUUGCGAAUAUUAUUUACGAAUUUCCCAUAACCGCCUCCAAGUGUUUGCGUGCGUGCGUGCUAAAAAGUAGGUUACGGCAAGAAGGAAAGAAAUAUUUUGGAGGUCGGACGGUCGGUCGGUGUGUGUUUGUGCCAAAACGCUCACAAAUUUUCCGUGUGCAUGUGUGUGGGCCACGGGGUGCCUAGAAAAUGCAGUGCGACAAAGGCGAAAUGCAAAUCCAGGCUUGAUGGCGAAUAGCGAAUAGCGAGGAUAAAAAUAUAUAGCAAAUGAACGAACCAGCAGCCCAUUUCCCAAACACUUCGAUUCAUCGUCUCCAGCCGACAAGGGAAAAGUGAUAUUUUAUACAAAAACUGUGGCCUGCUUUUUGCACAGUUCAAAGUAACCCGAACACACACACAGACGCCAACACUCACCCAGACACACACACACACACACACGGCAACUAUAUAGCAAUAUAUGCCCAUUGAGUGCCUUAUAUCAUUUGAUAAUAAUCCACAAGGUGUCUACUAUGCCGGACAGGAGCUAUCCGGCGUUGUUGAUCUCAGCGUCGACGCAACGAAGCGCAUCAAAGGCAUCCACGUCACUGUCAGCGGCUAUGCCAAGAUACGCUGGAUAAAAAAGGGAUAUCCGCGCGACAGUGAGCGCGCCAUGUGUCGUGCCUACCGAUCGUACCUGUCCUCGCGGUCCUACGUGCUCGGCUCCUGCGCCAACAACUCGAGCAUCGACUGGCCGGCCGGCGAGUACUCGUAUACCUUUCAUGUCAUUCUGCCCGACAACCUGCCCACGUCCUUUGAUGGCAAGUACGGCCAGAUUCACUAUGAGAUUAUAACGACGAUCGAACGGCCGGCGCGAUAUCCCAAGGUCUUCAAGCUGCCAUUUACGGUGAUACAACCGCUGGACCUGAACGCCGAUGCCAUAUACAGGGUUCCCUUGGAGAUUCUCGAUCGAAAGCGCUUCUGGAGCUUCUGCUGUCCCACGGGCCCGCUGACGGUGAAGUUUUCGACACCGUACUGCGGCUAUGCGCCCGGCCAGAAGAUCCACUUCGUGCUGUACAUCAACAACGAGUCCUCGAUCGACAUAACCGAGUGCGAGGUGAAGCUGAAGCAGGAGGUGAGCUACGAGUCGCAUGAUCCGCAGCACGAGUACCGCUACGACAAGCACCUGAUCGCCAGGAAGCAGUUUGGGAACGUGCUGCGAUGGUCGCGGAAGGUGUACCGUGGAUACUUGGACCUGCCUUCGAUACCGCCCACUUCGGUGAAGCCCACGUGUCCGAUUAGCGUUAACUACUCGAUUAAGAUCAUAGUCAAUCCCACGGAGUUCCACUGGAAGCUCAAGCUGAAGAUUCCGCUGACCAUCGGCAGUAUACCGAUCAUGGAUGGCCCGGAGGCCCUGCUGCGCUUCAAUCGCCAGCAGCAACAGCACCAAGUAGUUAGUCAAAAUUUACAAAUGUCCACGCAGCAGCGACAUCAUCAAAGGGAUCGAGAUAGGGACAGGGAUCGUAAUCUGGAUCGGGAUCGCGAGCGGGAUCGGGAUCGGGACCGGACAAGUGCCUCAAAUCAGCAGCGACGUCUCAGCAGCAUCACCAAUAACAACAACAACAAUCGUGGACGCUUUGUGGGUGGACUACUGCCGACCAAUAGCAAUAUUAAUAUGAUAGUGAAUGCCAGUCCCACGCCCACGAGCUCCACGCCAUCAUCAACGCCAACAACUGCCGCCCUCAGGCCCAUGGCAAUGCCAGCGAUACUGGUGACCAGCGAUAGCGAUAAUCCGCCGGACUAUAUACCCAUGAUGCCGCCCUCAUAUGAAGAUGCCAUGGCUCUGAGUGAGAAAUUCAGCGAUGAUACUGAGUUCUUGACAAACGUUAGCAUGAGCAGCAUUAUGUCCGCUCAGGCUGAUGUCACCACAAGUGAGCCCUUUAAGCCGCGUUAUCCGGUCUAUUACGAUUAUGAGACACCGACCAUACCGCCCGGUAGUGAUGAUUCCAAUGAAUCCGACACAUAAAACCCCUCCAAUACAAAACAAAAAACUACCAAAAAUUGUUUACAAAAGAAAAACCAAA